AUGUUUCCGAAUCUCUCCGAAGGUCAUUUGGAUGCCUAUCGCCAGGCCAUAGUUCAGAAUCAGCACUUGGCUGAGCUGGCUGUGCGACUUGGUCUUCACAAAUACCUUCUCUAUACUCACAGUGUGGACUUCAGCUAUGAUUCAACUUUUAUUUAUGCCCGCUCAGAUGCGUUUGAGGCUCUAAUGGCGGCCAUAUUUCUGGAUUCUAGUUUAGAAACUGUCGAUCGAAUUUUCGGUGCCGUUUUAUUUGGCGACUUAAAGCGUCUUCAUCAGACCUGGGUCCGAAUACCUCUGCAUCCUCUUCAGUUGCAAUAUCCUAAUGGUGACCGUGAAUGGGCUGAUCGGAUUCCAAUGUUAAAGGUUAGCAAAUUAACAUUUAUAAAAUUAAAAAUACCCGUAAACAUGUAUAAUUAA
Messenger RNA from Protopolystoma xenopodis, 414 nucleotides. Lineage: Eukaryota; Metazoa; Platyhelminthes; Monogenea; Polystomatidea; Polystomatidae. The record is from the annotation of a GenBank genome assembly.